This is a messenger RNA of Bombina bombina (fire-bellied toad), 1160 nucleotides long. RefSeq names its product BLOC-1 related complex subunit 8 (gene BORCS8). The record is from RefSeq and is a predicted model, not a curated record. The coding region runs from base 86 to 412 and encodes 108 amino acids. The transcript is spliced from 4 exons. NCBI's taxonomy places the organism in Eukaryota, Metazoa, Chordata, Amphibia, Anura, Bombinatoridae. Gene Ontology annotation, cellular component: BORC complex.
UUUUUUUUUACCACAACAUUUUCCGGAACCUUUAUCUUCGUGUUGCACCCGGGUAGGUAUCAAUGUGACACCUUAAUAAUAAAUAAUGGAGGAACAAGAGAUGCAGAUAAAAGUGAAGAAAGUUACAGAUAAGUUCACUGAGAGUAUGUAUGUCCUAGCCAAUGAGCCUUCAGUUGCUUUAUAUCGUCUGCAAGAACAUGUCCGUAGGUCUCUCCCUGAGCUGGCUCAGCACAAGGCUGAUAUGCAGAACUGGGAAGAACAAAGCCAAGGAUCUAUAUACACUGUGGAAUAUGCAUGCAGUGCUGUGAGGAGUAUGACGUUCAGCAGUGUUCACUUCAAGAGCAUAGAAGGGCUUCUCAAACAAGCUACUAACCUGAAGCACCAACUGAACACAGCACAGGGCCGUAGGUAAUGCACCGGCAGGACUGGCCCAUCUCAUAGCUUCUUGCUUAUGCAGAUUACUCCAGGAGGAGCCAUAUUGUACCCAGAAUAAGAAUUUUGUAGGAGACUGCAGCUAGAGCUUUGUUUUAUAUAUUAAUAAAAAUGUCUCCUGCCCACACAGAAAUAUAAAUGCAUUUGUAUAUACAUUUAUAAUCCCAGAUUUGUUCAAUUGAUGGAAUCAAUGACCUGAAGAAAAAAAAAAAAGACUGGUAUAGGACAAUGUGAUAUGGAGCAAUCAUAGUUAAUGGAGGAAAACAGGAACAUUUCAAUGGUAUGUAGGAGGUAUUUUACAGAGGGUCAUAAGGAGCCACUGACAUUUUUAAAGGGACAUGGACGUCAAUAGUAUGCUGGGGCUUACUGUUGUAACCAUUUUUUUAACUUUUUAUUGUUGCCACAAGUGCAUGCCUGGUGCAGAAGUGGUUAUUGGUAGGUAUGCUCCAUACACAAUCGGUGGAGCAUACUUGCAGACCAUCACUGGAGCAAGUACAGAGACUGUCACUGUGGCAUGCAUGUGCUGCAGAUCUCAGCAUUUAUUAAAAAAACACUGCUAUGUAGCAGCUUACUCACUAUACAUAUUGAACUGUAUUAGACAUUUGGGGGUUAUAUAAAACAGGAAGAACAACAAUUUUGUGCAAAUUGUAUUUUCAAUGCUGUAAACUACUGUCUCUCCUUAUGCCGUUGUCAUCAUUUACAAAAUAAUUAAACAAAAACCUCUCAUA